Entamoeba invadens IP1 is the source of this 1323-nucleotide messenger RNA. RefSeq names its product membrane protein PB1A10.07C, putative. Gene Ontology annotation, cellular component: membrane. The coding region runs from base 1 to 1323 and encodes 440 amino acids. NCBI's taxonomy places the organism in Eukaryota, Evosea, Mastigamoebida, Endamoebidae. The transcript has a single exon. The record is from RefSeq and is a predicted model, not a curated record.
AUGCCUUGUUUGUCUUGUAAAAACUUCAACUUACUUGCCAUCCGAAAUAAAGUAAUCGAACUACUGAAAAAAGUGACACAAAUAUCUGGGGUGAAGGCAAUGUAUAUUCUCCUCUUUUUCGGGUACAGUCUGAUUGUUUACAUCUUCAGCGACUUCAUCAGUAAAAUGCGUAUCGCAAGUUGGUCGAUGGGUAAUAGUAUUUCAAACUACAUCUUCUUCUGCGCAACAAGUUCUGACGAUGAAACGUUUGCCGAAUGCUUUUCGCAGGUCAUCUUAUCGCGAUGCAUGGAGGCGUACUUCUGUUUCCACAUGAUCCUCUUCGCCAUUUCAUUUUUCAUACAAAAUGAAUCGCCAAGAUCGCCAUUUGUAUUAUUCCAUGACGGGUAUUGGUUCUUCAAAAUAGUGUUAGUCACCCUUCUCUCAACAAUGACAUUUUUGUUACCAACGUGGGUCCACACAGUCUUCAAUUAUUUAGCCGCCGCUGGGGCUGUUCUUUUCUACUUGUAUACGCUCAUUUCGUUUCUCAACUUCGCUGCAAUUUUCAAUGUUAAAAUGGUGAAUAAGGUUAACACUAAAAGGUGCUUAGAUCCAUAUGUAGUGUUAUUACUUGGAUCCUCAGUGUUGGCAUUUUCAUUAAUGUUCAUUCUCUCCAUUUUCACGUUUGUAAAGUUCACCUCGAUAUCGACUGGUAAAGGGACUUGUAAAUCAAAAGUGUACAACGGACUGUUUACCGCACUUAAUAUGGUCAUCUCAAUCAUUUCGACGAUCAUCUCGAUGCUACCACGAGUGAGAGAGUACAAGCCAACGUCCGGUAUUUUCCAGUCGAGUGUUGUUGCAGCAUACACUUCGUAUUUGUUGUUCACUGCAAUCACCUCACAGCCUUGCUCUGAAUUGAACGGAUGUUGGGAAGUCACCGACUGUGCUGAUAAUUCGUCGCUUAUGUCCAACUACGAUUGGAUGUCGUUCCUCGGCAUCUUCUUCACUGUUGCUGUUGUGGCUUACCAGGCUUAUAGAAACUCGAAUGAGAUAUCAGAGACUUCGAUAAUUGAUGACCAUUUACCCGACCAGGCGGAUACAUUGACUGGCAAAAUCCAGAAGAGAUAUGUCUAUUGGAAAUUUCACAUGGCAAUGUGCGUUGCGACACUUUUCAUGCUCCAAAACUUGAGCGACUGGUCGGUGUUUAAAUAUAACCCACCAAGAGUCGAAACGGGCAAAUACGCAUUCUUUGUGAAAGGAACAGUUUGCUUCCUUUGCCAUAUCCUCUACAUAUGGACCCUUGUAGCUCCAAUAAUCUUCCCCAAACGUAAUUUUAGUAAUAUCUAA